Molecule: messenger RNA, 318 nt
Organism: Lonchura striata (white-rumped munia)
Lineage: Eukaryota; Metazoa; Chordata; Aves; Passeriformes; Estrildidae
Biological process (GO): chemotaxis; defense response; immune response
Cellular component (GO): extracellular region
Molecular function (GO): chemokine activity
Source: RefSeq, a predicted model, not a curated record
AUCAUGAUUGGCAAGACUGUGGCUGCUGUCCUGACCCUGCUCCUGCUCUCAGCACUUGGAACACAAGGUGAGGCGGUGCCACGCUCAGCCAUUGAACUCCGGUGCCAGUGCAUAAGCACCCAUUCCAAAUUCAUCCAUCCCAAGUUCAUCCAAAACGUGAACCUCACGCCCAGCGGACCUCACUGCAAGAAUGUUGAAGUCAUAGCUACCCUGCGAGAUGGCAGAGAAGUGUGCCUGGAGCCCAGUGCUCCCUGGGUGAAGCUUAUUAUCAAGGCAAUUCUGGACAAGGCCAACACCAAACCUGAGGCAGUGUAUUAA